CAAGUCCUUUCAUGGCUACUCACAGGGUUUUUAGUGUCCUCUUCUUUGCUUUAAUGGGCUUAGGCAUAUGCUCUGCCGCCAGGGUCCUCCUCACUUUUGAGGAAGGAACUGGUUCUAGCUAUGGCACUGGCCAUGGCAUUGGUGGUGGCGCUGGCUAUGGAGCAGUAGGGGACCAUGGUGCUGUGGGAUAUGGUGGUGGAGGUGGAAGCGGCAUUGGUGGUGGCUAUGGAGCUGGUGGAGAACAUGGCGGUGGUUAUGGAGGCGGCAGCGGUAGUGGUGGUGGCGGUGGUGGUGCCUAUGGAGCUGGAGGAGAGUAUGGUGGUGGCUAUGGAAGUGGAGGUGGCGGUGGUAGCGGUGCUGGAGGAGAACAUGGUGGUGGUUAUGGUGGAGGUGGUGGUCAUGGUGGUGGAAUUGGUUAUGGUGCUGGUGGGGAACAUGGUGAUGGUUAUGGCGGCGGUGAAGGAGCAGGCAGUGGCGCUGGUGGAGACCAUGGUGGUGGUGGUGGUGGUGGUGGUAGUGGAGGUGGUGGCGGCAUUGGUUAUGGUUCAGGGGGAGCGUAUGGAGGUGGCUAUGGUAGCGGUGGAGGAUCUGGCGGAGGCAUUGGUGGUGGAGGUGGAGGUGGAGGUGGAGGUGGAGGUGGAGCUGGUGGUGCCAGAGGAUAUGGUGGCGGUUCUGGGGGUGGUGGUGGAGGUGGCCAUGGUGGUGGCUACCCCAACAUCCCAUGAGAAAAGCUUCAGAUUGUCUAGGAUUAUUAUAUCUGUUUACUACUUAAUUACUCUUCAUAAUUCGAUUUUGGGUAGGGAGAAAAAUUAGUAAACUUUAAGUGAGAGAGCUUAAUGAUCUUGUUGUAAGAGAUGUGCUAUAUAUUAAGUUGAUAUUAAGACUGUUAAUUUGGUCGGUUCUAUGUGUUAA
Messenger RNA from Macadamia integrifolia, 912 nucleotides. RefSeq names its product glycine-rich cell wall structural protein 1.8-like. The transcript has a single exon. The record is from RefSeq and is a predicted model, not a curated record. Bases 12 to 725 code for a protein of 237 amino acids. NCBI's taxonomy places the organism in Eukaryota, Viridiplantae, Streptophyta, Magnoliopsida, Proteales, Proteaceae.